Austrofundulus limnaeus is the source of this 2536-nucleotide messenger RNA. It is a transcript of the gene rxfp3.2b, whose product is annotated as relaxin family peptide receptor 3.2b. Gene Ontology annotation, biological process: positive regulation of cytosolic calcium ion concentration; cell chemotaxis; immune response. Gene Ontology annotation, molecular function: C-C chemokine receptor activity; C-C chemokine binding. The coding region runs from base 335 to 1528 and encodes 397 amino acids. The record is from RefSeq and is a predicted model, not a curated record. NCBI's taxonomy places the organism in Eukaryota, Metazoa, Chordata, Actinopteri, Cyprinodontiformes, Rivulidae. Gene Ontology annotation, cellular component: external side of plasma membrane; membrane. The transcript is spliced from 2 exons.
AUGACGUCACAAGAAGAGCCUCACACCGACAACAAAGGCUGUGUUCCAUUCCCAAAUAUAAGGCUGGAGAGACAGAGACCGUCCUCCGCGCGCUGCGCGCUCCCGUCUACACUAUAAUAGGUGGACGCCGCUGCGCUCCAAGUCUGUGAGACGGAGCAGAGAGUGGAAAUGAGAGGCGGAUCAUCGCGACUGAAGCAGACAUCUGUGUGGUGCUGAUGGACAACGACGGAGCAGGAGAACUGAAAAUGCAAUUAAAUGAAACUUUUUCUGCUUGUCUUUUGUGACAAAAAGCAGCUUUCUGACUCUGAGGCUGGCAUGUGAGAAGAGCCCAGACAUGUCUGUGAAUGAGACUGGGGUCCAAACAGUGGCUCCAGAGACAUGUGAACUACAGGAGGACAGCACAGGACAUGACAGCGGAGGUUCCAGCAGCAACCUGUCUCUGCACUGCUGGCUGCAGAUCCUCACCAGGGAAUCCAUUAUGGAGUUCCAAGGAGAUAGUUCCAGCGUGGUGCUACGUGUGACAAUAGCGUGCGUGUACUCUAUAGUCUGUGCACUGGGGCUGGUUGGGAACUCUCUGGCUCUGUAUCUGCUGCACUCACGUCACAGGCAGAAGCAGUCAUCCAUCAACUGCUUCGUGAUGGGACUGGCUAUCACAGACCUGCAGUUUGUUCUGACUCUGCCCUUCUGGGCUGUAGACACAGCCCUGGACUUCCGCUGGCCGUUCGGCCGAGUGAUGUGUAAGAUCAUCAGCUCCGUCACCACCGUGAACAUGUACGCCAGCGUGUUCUUCUUGACGGCGAUGAGCAUGGCGCGGUACUACUCCAUCGCCUCUGCACUGAAGAUGCACAGCUGGAGAGCAGCUGCUGCCCGGGCCAAGUGGACGAGUCUUGGCAUCUGGGCCAUCUCCCUGCUGGCCACGUUGCCUCAUGCCAUCUACUCCACCAGUGCCGUGGUGUCAGAUGAGGAACUCUGUCUGGUCCGUUUCCCAGACUCAGGCAGCUGGGAUCCACAGGUCCUUUUGGGUCUAUAUCAGCUACAAAAGGUCCUGCUGGGCUUUCUUAUACCUCUAAUCAUAAUCACCGUCUGCUAUCUACUUCUGCUGCGUGUCAUCCUCAGCCGGCGCAUUGCAGGAGCAGCAGGUCCAGAAGUGAGGCAAGGCCAGCUGAACCGGCGCUCAAAAGUGACCAAAUCCAUCGCCAUCGUGGUCCUGUCCUUCUUUCUGUGCUGGCUUCCUAAUCAGGCUCUGACAUUCUGGGGGGUCCUCAUAAAGUUUGACCUUGUUCCUUUCAGCAAGGCGUUCUAUAAUGCCCAGGCCUAUGCCUUCCCCAUAACUGUGUGCCUGGCUCAGACGAACAGCUGCCUCAACCCGGUGCUCUACUGCCUGGUUCGCAGGGAGUUCCGGGCAGACCUCAAGGAACUUCUCCUCCACAACACGCCAUCUUUCAGCAGUUUGACUCAUCUGCUGCGUCACAAAACUAAAGUGGCCGAGGCACCACCUGUUCUGGUGCUGGUCCAAAUGGAUGUCUGACUCAGAAGACCAUCGUACUGUGGCAAUUUAAAAAAAGGUAAAUAAGAGGGAAGAACUCGCCCCAAAAAAGUAUACUUGCUUGUAUUGAUCUUGAGACGCUUGCUGUGACAUGGUGUUUAUUUCUGCCCUUCCAAAACUGAAAAAUCACGCUUUUUUCUGGCUGUUGAAAGCAACAUAAUGACAGUGGACAGCACCGUGGGGUGUGGACCAAUUUCACAGUAAUCUCCGGGACUCACUUUGCCACAUAUCCUUUUGUUGUUAUGGCAGCUCACUCCUUCAGUCUGUGUCUGCUCUCUGGUUAUACUGGAUGUCCUAUACACAGGUAGCAAUCAAGCUGGGGAAAAUUGGAGUUUUACUGUGUGCCAGUUACUUUCUGUGUUUUGUGUUUGUUCUCCAGUGCUACUGUAUACUAAUAGUAAAGACAACACUUAAACAAAUACUGACAGGAGUAAGACUUUGGCAUAUAGACGUUUUAGAGUUACAUGAAGUACAAUAUAAAAGACGUGGUAAUUGUAAAGUCUAUUAUUAAAUGUUAUAAUAUUGAUGUCAGUCAUUUAGUUUCGGGGCAAAUACUGUAUCAGCAAUCAAUAUGAAAUCCAUUACCUUUGUUAAACAGCUCAUAGCUGAACAAUGAAACAAUAAAAAGCAAAAURUGUGUGAAAAUCUAAAUCAACUCAUGUUCUUUUGAAGACAGGACCUCAUCAGAUAUGAAUGCUGUCCAUGAGGCUCAUAUAAAGUCUGAAAUGAUUUACUGUUUGUUUUAGUGGAUCAAAUCUUCACUCUGUUUGGACGUAAGCUGCUCCGAGAGUCAUUCUCAUGCAGAAAAAUGCAGAUUUCUCAUAGCAAUAGAUGUGUCAGAUUUGGUCAUGAAUAAUUUAGAUUUUUCAUCAAAAUUGUUUUGUUAUUAAUUCAGGCCAUUCAUUCAUGAAAACGGGGCAUUUUUAAUGGAUGACUGGUGCCAAAAAGGGCAUUUCCUUUUUCUGCACAGCCGCUUGCACAGGCGCUAUA